This is a messenger RNA of Thermothielavioides terrestris NRRL 8126, 1029 nucleotides long. RefSeq lists its product as uncharacterized. The record is from RefSeq and is a predicted model, not a curated record. Bases 1 to 1029 code for a protein of 342 amino acids. Gene Ontology annotation, molecular function: oxidoreductase activity, acting on the CH-OH group of donors, NAD or NADP as acceptor. Lineage: Eukaryota; Fungi; Ascomycota; Sordariomycetes; Sordariales; Chaetomiaceae. The transcript has 6 exons.
AUGGCGGCCACGGGGAGCGCCCCGUCCCCCAGCAAGGGCAAAGUCCUGCUGACCGGCGGAACCGGCUUCAUCGCCUCGCACGUUUUAGACUGCCUUCUGGACCAUGGCUUCGACGUUGUGGUGACAGUUGUCAAGUCGGACCCGCCCUUUGACUACGUCGUGCACACGGCGUCGCCCUACCAGCUGCACUGGGAUGACCCGGUGCGGGACUGCCUCGACCCGGCCAUCAAGGGCACGACGGGCAUCCUCCGGUCAAUCCACGCAUAUGCGCCCAACGUCAAGCGCGUGGUGAUCACCUCCUCGUCGGCCGCCAUCCUGCGCCCGCCGAACCACCCGCCCGUCUACGACGAGUCGUCGUGGUCCGACGUGACCUGGGAGCAGGCCCUCGACCCGGCGCACACCUACCGCGCCAGCAAGAAAUUCGCCGAACAAGCCGCCUGGGACUUCCUCUCCUCCACCACCCCUCCGCCCUCCUUCACCCUCGCGACCAUCAACAACAGCUACACGUUCGGCCCGAUCCCGCGCAGCCUCGACAGCCUCGACGCGCUCAACACGUCGAACCACCGCAUCCGCGACCUCGUGCUCGGCCGCUGGCGGCGACAGCAGUCCUCAACAAGUACCACCACCACCUCGGGCAGCGUCAGCGGCAGCGACGGUGGCGGCAUCCCGCCCACGUCGCCGGUCUUCACCUUUGUCGACGUGCGCGACGUGGCGCUGGCGCACGUGCGCGCUCUGACGGUCCCAGCAGCCGGCAGCAAGCGGUUCUACGUCGUCGGCGGGUACUUCUCCAACGCGCAGAUCGUCGGGGUGGUGAGGAAGCGGUUCCCCGCGCUGCGAGACAGGCUGCCGGGCGAGGACGAGGAGGCGGCCGCGGAGGACUUCCCGCGGGACCAUUGGCGGUUCGAUAACGCGCGCUCCAGGGAGGUGUUGGGGCUGGAGUACAGGGGGCUUGAGGAGAGCGUGGUUGAUACGGUGCGGUCCAUUUUGGCGUUUCAGGGGGCGAAGGAGUAUACGCGACGGAGGAGCUGA